AUGACGAUCGAUCUAGUCCCUCUACCCCUCCCAGCGUCUGCAGAUCCAGCAAAAUUGGAUGACUUUGGACGAGAAGUCAAAGGCCUCCACCCAUCCCAUCUUCAAGGAGCCUCAUUCGAACAAGUCAAAAAGGCAUUAUACACGCACGGAGCGCUCUUGUUUCGCGACGUCGACCUAACACCAGAGGAGAUACGCGACUUGGUCAAGGCCUUCGACCCCAACUCCACCGCUUACGGACAUGGCAACAGCAAAGUCGACCAAACCAAAGCGUCCAUCCUCCACUCGUACCUCAAAACGAUUCCUCGCGUCCCACAGGUGCAGCUCAUCGGGCACGGAACCGUCCGAGACCACGAAGGCAUCCCCGAAGCCGUGCUACAACACGCGCACCAUUCGAGCUUUCACAAGACGCGCGUAUCCGAUGAGGACGAGGCGCGAGGUGUAACGAGGUUCUUCCGUUGGCAUAUGGACGCGGCUUUGUACGAUCUCGAUCCACCAAAGGUGACGGCCCUAUACGGGAUUCGUGUGCCCAGAGGUCCUAACCAGGUGGUGAGGUAUGAUGAUGGGAGCGGUGACGAGCUGGAGGUCCCGUUAGGAACUACGGUGUUCGUGUCGGGGAAGGCGAUGUUCGAUGUUCUUCCGCGGGAAAUGAAGAGCGUUGCGGUGAGGGCGAAGGCUAAAUAUGCGCCGAAGCCUUUUGAGUGGAUGAAGGAAGCGCGUGCGGUAGAGACGGGGCUGGGGUUAGAGUCGGAAGGCCGGGAAAAGGGUAUGGAGGAGUUGGACUGGGACAAGGAGAAGAUAAGGAUUUAUCCAUUUCUGUGGAAAAAUCCGGUGACGGGAGAUCUACACCUCGAGGUUCAUCCUUGUGCAAUCAUGGAGAUCUAUCUUGAUCCAGUGCCUUCCGAGGCGAGACGAGAAGGCACGUUGUAUCCAGAUGGAGCGCAUAUAACAGAUUUGAAGGAAGUGAGAAAACUCUGCUAUGCGAUGCAACGGCCUGGUAUUGCCCCCAAGUUCGUCUAUCCGCAUGUCUGGCAAGAAAAAGACUUGAUGCUCUUCCAUAAUCGCGGUGUCAUGCAUUCCGUGAUUGGCGUCUUUGGACGAGAUCAAGUACGCGUCUUCCACCAGUGCAACCUUGCUGCGUCGGACGCGCCAGAUGGGCCAACCGAUGAGGAUAUCAUGAAGUGGGUGUGA
Messenger RNA from Desarmillaria tabescens, 1188 nucleotides. Its product is annotated as Clavaminate synthase-like protein. NCBI's taxonomy places the organism in Eukaryota, Fungi, Basidiomycota, Agaricomycetes, Agaricales, Physalacriaceae. Bases 1 to 1188 code for a protein of 395 amino acids. Gene Ontology annotation, molecular function: oxidoreductase activity. The record is from RefSeq and is a predicted model, not a curated record. The transcript is spliced from 5 exons.